GUUGUUUUCUUUUAACUUUGGUGGACAAGGGGCAGACAAGAUACUAUUUUAGUCCUCACUUUUUCAAUAAAACCCUCUGCAUUUUCUUGGGCUCUAACGGAAGCUGUAAGUCAGUGAAUUUUUGGUGUGGCAAGCAUGAGGAAUGGUACUGUUUUCAUGUGACAUAUUUGUUUGAUAAUUCAGAAGAAACUUUGGUGGAUCCUAUAAAACAACCUUAUUUUUAGCCCAUAUUACUAGUUUUUGAACUUCUCUGAUAUUCAAAUGGUAAGAGAAGAAGCUGUUUUAUGCUUUGUGGCUUUCUUUGGCUUCUGGGCUUCUGCAAGGGCUUUGCUUACCCCAAAUGGUGUCAACUUUGAAGUGCAAGCUUUGAUGGAUAUAAAGUAUUCUUUGAAUGACCCUCAUGGAGUUCUGAAUUGGGAUGUAAAUGCUGUUGAUCCAUGUAGCUGGAGCAUGGUGGGUUGUUCUCGAGAUAAUCUAGUCAUUUCACUUGCAAUUCCAAGCCAAGGUUUGUCUGGCAAAUUAUCUCGUAGUAUUGGCAAUUUGACGCACCUUCAGAGCGUGCUUUUGCAGGAUAAUAGGAUAUCUGGGCCAAUCCCUCAUGAGUUGGGUAGGCUCCAAAAGCUUCAGACACUUGAUCUUUCUGAUAACUCGCUUCAUGGAGAAAUUUCCUCUUCUUUAGCUCAAUUGAAGAGCCUCCAAUACCUGAGGUUGAAUAACAACAGUCUCACUGGAGCUAUUCCUCUGUCUCUGGGAAACUUGACUCAGCUGACAUUUCUAGACUUGUCAUUCAAUAAUUUGAGUGGGCCAGUACCAAGGCUUCUUGCAAAAACAUUCAAUGUUUUAGGAAAUCCUUUGAUAUGUGCAACUGGGAAAGAACCAGCCUGCAAUGGAACUGCACCAAUUCCUCUAUCAUUCGCUUUGAAUAAUUCACAAAAUCCGCAGCCAUCAGGAAGGCCAAAUAGUCACAAAGUUGCAUUGGCCUUUGGAUCAAGCCUUGGCUGCAUCUGCCUACUGAUUAUUGGGUUUGGUUUCCUUCUCUGGUGGAGACAUAAACACAACCAGCAGAUAUUCUUCGACAUUAAUGAACAACAUCAUGAAGAAAUAUGCCUAGGAAACUUGAGAAAAUUCCAAUUUAGAGAACUUCAGAUUGCCACAAACAACUUCAGCAGUAAGAACAUACUUGGAAAGGGUGGUUUUGGAAAUGUCUACAAAGGUUGUUUCCAAGAUGGAACUGUAGUAGCAGUAAAACGGCUCAAAGAUGGCAAUAACAAUGGGGGCGAGAUCCAAUUUCAAACAGAAAUCGAGAUGAUCAGCCUAGCAGUGCACCGAAACCUCCUCAAAUUGUAUGGUUUUUGCUUGACACCUACCGAAAAACUCUUGAUUUAUCCCUACAUGUCCAAUGGAAGUGUUGCCUCCCGUCUCAAAGCCACACCACCAUUGGACUGGGGUACGAGGAAACGUGUCGCCUUAGGUGCAGCUAGGGGUUUACUGUACCUUCAUGAACAAUGUGACCCCAAGAUCAUUCACAGGGAUGUAAAGGCUGCAAACAUAUUACUUGAUGAUUACUAUGAGGCCGUGGUUGGAGAUUUUGGAUUGGCAAAGCUUCUCGACCACAGGGAUUCACACGUCACGACUGCUGUUAGGGGCACCGUAGGGCACAUUGCUCCGGAGUAUCUAUCCACAGGCCAGUCCUCAGAGAAAACAGAUGUUUUUGGGUUUGGAAUUCUUCUGCUAGAAUUGAUCACAGGUCAGAGGGCUCUAGAGUUUGGCAAGCAAGCAAACCAGAAAGGGGCUAUGCUGGAGUGGGUGAAGAAAAUUCACCAAGAAAAGAAGCUUGAUGUGCUGGUUGACAAGGAUCUUAAGAACAAUUAUGAUCGAAUAGAACUUGAGGAAAUGGUGCAAGUUGCCCUAUUGUGUACUCAGUAUAUUCCAAGCCAUCGGCCAAAGAUGUCUGAAGUAGUUCGAAUGCUUGAGGGAGACGGGCUUGCAGAAAAGUGGGAAGCUUCUCAAAGAGCAGAGUCUACAAGGUGCAGAGCCAAUGAAUUCUCCUCUUCAGAGAGAUAUUCUGACCUUACGGAUGACUCUUCUCUGCUUGUUCAAGCAAUGGAACUCUCCGGCCCCAGAUGAUUUAGUUUGUAAUGGGUGAAAAGAAAAAAAUUACGUGAUUUGAAAAGUUGGUUAUUGAACUCUCAUAGCCUUAUAUGUUAAUAUUUUUAUAGUUUCAAAGUUUAGUUAUUGAGCUGUAAGUGUAAAGCUCUUUCUUUGUAUCUUGAGAUAAAAGUAUUGUACCUGCGCCCAAAACAUGUCUUACUUGCUCCGAGAGUACUUUGAAAAUCAGUCUAAUCCGUUCACUCGAGAA
Molecule: messenger RNA, 2359 nt
Organism: Olea europaea var. sylvestris
Lineage: Eukaryota; Viridiplantae; Streptophyta; Magnoliopsida; Lamiales; Oleaceae
Product: protein NSP-INTERACTING KINASE 2-like
Exons: 11
Coding region: 262-2127 (621 amino acids)
Biological process (GO): protein phosphorylation
Molecular function (GO): protein binding; protein kinase activity; ATP binding
Source: RefSeq, a predicted model, not a curated record